GCGCCGACCACGCGUCCCGAGCCUCCCCCGACUCGACCCGCGCCCACCACCCAGGCCGCCAUCCGCCACUUGUUUUUCUUCUGUCAUUCAAAAAAUUUUUUUUUCCGUCUGUUGUUGGAUUUGAGAGAAUUAGAAACAUUUUUUUUUUUUCUUUACGAUUGUUGUGUGACGGGGACAGCCCGCUCGAGACGUUCCCAAGGUUCCCGGGCGCAGGAGCGGAGAGCCGAGGCAGCCUCGAGGGCCGGUGCACCGCCAAGGACAAAAGGAGCCCCGUUGCCUCCGGAUGCUCAGCAUGAAGAAGGCCGAAAUGGUCAGGUUCAACAUUUCCCCGGAUGAGGACAGCAGCAGCUACAGUUCCAACAGCGACUUCAACUAUUCCUACCCCACCAAGCAAGCCGCUCUGAAAAGCCAUUAUGCUGAUGUGGAUCCUGAAAACCAGAACUUUUUACUUGAAUCAAAUUUGGGGAAGAAGAAGUAUGAAACAGACUUUCAUCCAGGUACUACUUCCUUUGGAAUGUCAGUAUUUAAUCUGAGCAAUGCGAUUGUGGGCAGUGGAAUCCUUGGGCUUUCUUAUGCCAUGGCUAAUACUGGAAUUGCUCUUUUUAUAAUUCUCUUGACAUUUGUGUCAAUAUUUUCCCUGUAUUCUGUUCAUCUCCUUUUGAAGACUGCCAAUGAAGGAGGGUCUUUGUUGUAUGAACAACUGGGGCAUAAGGCGUUUGGAAUGGUGGGAAAGCUAGCAGCCUCGGGAUCAAUCACCAUGCAGAACAUUGGAGCUAUGUCCAGCUACCUCUUCAUAGUGAAAUAUGAGUUACCUUUGGUGAUCAAGGCAUUAAUGAACAUUGAAGAUACAAAUGGAUUGUGGUAUCUGAAUGGUGACUAUUUGGUCCUGCUGGUGUCCUUGGUGCUCAUUCUACCUUUGUCGUUGCUGAGGAAUUUAGGAUACUUGGGAUACACCAGUGGUCUUUCCUUGCUGUGUAUGAUGUUCUUUCUGAUUGUGGUGAUUUGCAAGAAAUUUCAGAUCCCCUGUCCUAUGGAAGUUAGUUUACUACUCAAUGAAACAGUGAACAGCACCUUUCUUCCUUCUUACCUGGCACAGAACAUGUCUAUGACUGAAGGGGAUUCCUGCAGGCCACGUUAUUUUAUCUUCAACUCACAGACUGUUUAUGCUGUGCCAAUUCUGACAUUUUCAUUUGUUUGCCAUCCUGCUGUUCUUCCCAUCUAUGAAGAACUGAAAAGCCGCAGCCGUAGAAGAAUGAUGAAUGUGUCCAAGAUUUCAUUUUUUGCUAUGUUUCUGAUGUAUCUGCUUGCUGCCCUCUUUGGAUACUUGACAUUUUAUGAACAUGUUGAGUCAGAACUGCUUCAUACCUACUCUUCUGUCCUGGGAGCUGACAUUCUUCUUCUUGUCGUCCGUUUGGCUGUGUUGGUGGCUGUCACCCUGACUGUACCAGUGGUUAUUUUCCCAAUCCGCAGCUCCAUAACUCACUUGUUGUGUGCGGCGAAGGAUUUCAGUUGGUGGCGCCACAGUGUCAUUACAGUUUCUAUCCUGGCAUUUACCAAUUUGCUCGUCAUCUUUGUCCCUACUAUUAGGGAUAUUUUUGGUUUCAUUGGUGCGUCGGCUGCUGCCAUGCUGAUCUUUAUUCUUCCAUCUGCCUUCUACAUCAAGUUAGUGAAGAAAGAGUCUAUGAGAUCUGUACAGAAAAUUGGGGCUCUGCUCUUCCUCAUGAGUGGUGUCGUGGUGAUGAUCGGAAGCAUGGCUUUGAUUGUUUUGGAUUGGGUACACAAUGCCUCUGCAGGUGGCCAUUAAUUGGCACCACUGAAACUCAAAUAGUCCAUGUGAUGCCAGUGUUGAGUCAUCUCAACUGCUAUGAAAUUUCACAUAAUGUUUUCAGUUCACUUCCUUUUGAAGUGCAGAUUCCUCGCUGGUUCUUCUGGAUGCAGAAUAAGUGAACUUUUCUUUUUGUUUUGUUUUUUUUAAAAGAAACUUAUCUGUAUGUAAGGAAUGGAUACGAACAGCAAAACCACGAGUCUCUGGUUAAGGGAAGUGACGAUUUUAUUCCAUUCCAGAGAAUGGACGAACUCUUAUCAAGCCACAUGUUUGGCUUUGUCAUUGUUUAACUUAGAUAUUUUAUGGUUUUACUUGAAUGUGCCUAAUGGAACCAUUCGAUGUGAGAAACAAUUCUUAAUUCAUAGCAAAGUAUUGAAAUACGCAUUGAGAAAAACACUUAUUAUUUUUUGUACCAAAAAUACUUAAAAGACCUCAGAAGCACUAUUUUACUUUUAAGAAAUUGCUUUGUUUUUGAACUUUAUCCAGAACCAGUUGUCAGUAAACUCUGUAAAAUAACUUCAUUAGUAUUUAAAGAUGAAUAUUAGUAUUGUGAGGUAACUUUGCCUUUUUUGCAGGCAUUUAAGCCAAAUACUUUUUUACCCAAAAUCAUUUUAGGGAAAUGUUGUUUUGAAAAAUUGUACCAUGAGCUAGAGUUUUUUCCACUCAAACUUCAUUUAAAGUAUAACUAUUGUUGCACUGAGUCUGGUGAACUCGGUUCAUCACUUUCUUCUGCCCCAAGUAAUUGGUUCAUUUAGACUGAGUUGAUUAGUCUCCAACCUGUUGGAAUGGAAAAUAAUGUAGAUAUUUCUGUGGGAAAUAACUAAUUUCAAGGUACCAAAUAGUGCAAUUGGGUAAAACAGGGUUUAUUCAGUUGCAUCUGUCUCCAGAGUUGUAUUAACAGCUUUGGAUCUUUUUGGGCCAGCCCUUUUAAACCAUUGCUUCCAGCAGUGAAAAAUGGGCAUUUGAUGGCCACAGGCCAAAAUUGUUCUAUGCAGAGAGUACAACUUCUCAAACGCUCGUCCACUGGAAGUGUGAUUUACCCAACAGUAUGUGGCUUAGUUGUGUUCAGUUUUGUCUGUAGUAGAGGUCUAGUCCACAGGUCACACCUAGUAUCUGGUAUAAUACAAGUUUCCCGUGCAGUGAGCUUUCUAAAAAUUUGCACUGGAUUGUCAUCUCAUUCUUGUACAAUGCUGAAUUAUUUGUUUACAUCGAACAAAUGACUAGUUAGGGAAAACAGUGCAACUUGAUUGUAUGUAGGUUUUUGGUCCAACUGCAUGCUCACCCCUUCCAUUUCAAUUCCACUUAAAAAUGAAAACAUAACUUUGAAACUUGGCUUUAAGAGCACAUGUAUUGUAUGUUACAGUGUAUGGUGACUAUACUAUUAAGUAAUGUGGUACUUUGCUCAUCAGGCAUAACAUCUAAAAUCUUACACAUAAUUCCAUUAAGUGGUUGAGGGAAGCAAAUAAUGGAAUCAGCUAGCCACAUGGCUCUUAAACAGCUUUAGUUUGAGGCAAGGGCCAGAAAUGUGGCAAACAUGGUUAUUUUGUUUGUUUGUUUUUGUUAUGCAUUCUUGUAUUAUAUAUGUGACUAAAAUUAUAGGCAAGAUUUGUCAGCUGUUAAAGACCCUUACAGAACUGGAAGACGUCUUGUAGUGCUGCAUUGGGUGAGAACGAUGGUCCAUUUUUGUUUCUGCGAAGAUGAGAUGACUGGGGACCAUCUGGAAAGAGCAAGGCAGUGAAAAGCUGAACUACAGCAUUGCUUUCAUAUAAGUGGACUUUGGGCACUCCAUUUGAAUCCAGAACCUCACCUGUACUUCAGACCAAGAAUCGGCAUGUCUACUUGAAUUCCCAGAAAGAGCUGCUCAUGUGAUAGACCUGCCAGGGAACACUGAGAAAUGAGUUCACACUUUCUUGCGCUGGCGAAAGUACUGUAGCAACCAGGAAGGAAUAGAGAAAAAGAAUCCUACCCCUAACCUCCACUACUUACGGUUCAGAAUCAAUUCCUGGAUAAAAUUCCAAUGCAUGCUUUUCUUGGAACUAUUUUACCUGCCUUGAGGUUCCCGAACAGUGAAUUCCCAUUAAUGAGCAGUCUUCAGUAUUAAAGCCACUGUCUUGUCACCUCAUUUUGCAUUACUGUCUUCCGUGGAUGUUUUCAGUUAUAACUGUAAUGUUAUUUAUAGAACAUCAUUAAUCCAUUAAAGCUAACCUAUUUUUCAAUAUUUAUGAUAAUCUAUGUACAUACAUUGUCCAUAUGUAUUUGUAAAUAGGUUGUAUAUAGUGUCAGGAUUGGGUCUUGGGUUAAGUGUAUAUAUUCCUGCAAUUUUUCUUAACUGCAUUUUGAUGAAUUCACAUCUGUAAGUCCCCAAAGUACCUACUUUGACAUUGUAUAAAUACUAAACAUUUAAAAUAUUUGUUUAAAUUGUAUUUGCAAUAAACUGGUUGGACAUCAGAUUUUUUUUUCAUGAAAACUUGGUGCAAGUUCAGAUCUCUUAUUUAAGUUUUCAGUGAUACCUAAGUUUCAAAAUGCAGUAGUAGUCAAUGUGAUCUAAUACAGUGAAGUCAAAUGUGAUCUAAUUAUGAAAGACUUGAGAAGCCUGGGUGUGUUCAAUUGAUGUGUAUAUAGUGUAAAUAUCCCCCAUUGUACUGUUAGGCCAACAAUUCCAGUGUGGCUUGUUGGCAAAGAGUGCUACACCAGUUUCAAUGAAACAUGUAUGUUUUAGCUGAACUAAAAUAAAUACAUGCUUACUCCUGA
Jaculus jaculus (lesser Egyptian jerboa) is the source of this 4576-nucleotide messenger RNA. It is a transcript of the gene Slc38a2, whose product is annotated as solute carrier family 38 member 2. Gene Ontology annotation, molecular function: L-glutamine transmembrane transporter activity. The transcript has 16 exons. The record is from RefSeq and is a predicted model, not a curated record. Bases 284 to 1804 code for a protein of 506 amino acids. Gene Ontology annotation, biological process: L-glutamine transport; amino acid transmembrane transport. NCBI's taxonomy places the organism in Eukaryota, Metazoa, Chordata, Mammalia, Rodentia, Dipodidae.